Messenger RNA from Humulus lupulus (European hop), 1320 nucleotides. RefSeq lists its product as uncharacterized. The transcript is spliced from 3 exons. The record is from RefSeq and is a predicted model, not a curated record. NCBI's taxonomy places the organism in Eukaryota, Viridiplantae, Streptophyta, Magnoliopsida, Rosales, Cannabaceae. The coding region runs from base 1 to 1320 and encodes 439 amino acids.
AUGGGGCUGACUAUGGUCAAAUUUAACGAUGAUGCUACUCGAGACCAUGUACUGGAAAAUGGUAUCCUUCAGUUUGAUAGGAAACCUGUUAUCAUCCAACCAUGGACUGCUGAUCUCAGCCCAGUUCGACUAAUUCAUUCAGUUCCUUUGUGGAUUCGGUUACAUGACAUAGGUCUUCAGUAUUGGGGAAGUAAAUGCCUUAGUGCACUUGGGGUGGAUUAUGAAUGGCUUCCUAUUAAAUGUAAAGUAUGCUCUGGAUAUGGUCAUUCCAUGGUGGAUUGUCGUAAGGAAAUGAAAACUCAAUGGGUCAAGAAGGGUGCUCAACCUAAAGAUGAGUUAGAGGAGGAGAGGGAUAAGGGCAACCAACCUAUGGUUGAUGUACCUGAUCUGAAGAAGGGUUCGGCUAAUGUUGCUACUGAUGCUGAGGGACAAAAUAACAGUGAAGCUAGGUGGAAAACUCCAAAGAAAGUGGCUACUCUUUCCAAACAAGGACCAGUUGAAGCUAUUAGUUCUUUAUCUGAUUGGACAAGGACAGAACCAAAAAAAUGCAUUUUAGGUGCUUCAAGAGCAGGUGGACGAAUUUUGGUCAUUUGGCGAAAGACUUUUGUGAGGGUUACUAUUAUAGAGGAGACUAAUCAGUAUGUACACUGUGUUGUUAAAAUGGCUGGUCAGAGGCAUGCUUUCAGUGCCACUUUUGUUUAUGGGCUCAAUACAAUGGAGGGAAGGAAGAGAUUGUGGAAAAGGUUACCUAGGCUCCCGCUCCCUGCUAUUACUUGGAUUAUAUUGGGGGAUUUUAAUGCUAUAUUUACUGUUAAGGAUAGAAAUGGUGGAAAACCUGUCUCCAAACUAGAGUUGACAGAUCCUUCUCAAUGGCUUGCUGGGAAUCAAGUGGAGUCGCUUAAGAGUACUGGUUCUUAUUUUACUUGGACUAAUAAUCAAGAUGGACCAGCUCGAAUAUACUCUAAGAUAGACUAUGUUUUUACUAAUGAGGACUGGCUUGAUUCUUUUCCUAACUCCACAGCAUUUUUUCGGUGGGAAGUUGUCUCUGACCAUUGUUCGUGUGUUAUUUCUACCACGACCAUGGAGAAUAUGGGUAUCAAAUUGUUUCGGUUCUAUAAUUUUUGGACUGAACAUCAAGAUUUCAAAGAGGUGGUUCUGAAUAGUUGGAGGAAACCUAUAAAUGGGACUGGUUUGAGGACCAUUUACUUGAAGAUUAUGAGGCUGAAGCAUAUAUUGAAGAGGUUUAACAGGGACAAUAUUGGAGAUAUUGGAAUGAAAUAUCAGAAGGCAAAGGAUUUUUACCAGGAUGCUCAACUCUAA